Molecule: messenger RNA, 754 nt
Organism: Gadus morhua (Atlantic cod)
Lineage: Eukaryota; Metazoa; Chordata; Actinopteri; Gadiformes; Gadidae
Exons: 6
Coding region: 42-665 (207 amino acids)
Source: RefSeq, a predicted model, not a curated record
UGACACAAAUACAAAUACGAGGUGGGUAAUUUGUAUUGCUUAUGAUUUAUUUGAACAGUGACAUAGCUCAUCGCAUUGCUCCAAGCCAGUGGACAGUCAAGUUUGGUAGAGACAUCAAGGGUUUUCAUCACCAAACCACUGGAAAUAAUUGUGGUAUCUACAUACUUAUGAAUGCACUCAGCCUGAGCACAGAUGCUCCAUUUUGGUGUACUGAGAGAGACAUGGCACACAUCAGGAAAUGGUGGUGCAUUAAUUUGAUGGAACGGUUCCAGAUUGAUGGCCACGGACAGAGGUUUGGAUACUGGACAAAUGAGGCCACAGCAUUGCUCCAAGGAUCAUUGCAGCCGAUCUACAGGAUCCCGAAGAGCAGAAAAAGGAAUCAUGAGGCGGAUGAUGUUUUCCUGAAGGACACAAUUGAGGCAGCAGCAUGGUGCCAGUUGCAGUCCUUCACCGACCACGUUUCUCUCCCGAUGGUCAUUGGGAUGGAAGGUGCAGAGCAGCAGGCAGCAUUAGCAGAGCUGAAAUCCGUUGACCGCAGUUGCCCGGAAGAAAGCCCAAACAGGAUUGAACCGUUCCAGUUCGUCUUCAAUUCAAAGGACUACGAAAUGUUCUGUGUGGAGAUGUUUGACCGGAGAAAGCUGAAAGUGUUUGCUUCUUGGGAGUAGCGACAUUUGACCUAUUGUUUUAAUUUUUUUUUUGUUAUUUUUAAAUUAUUCUGUUGAAUAAAAAGACUCCUGAGAUUGGUGUAACUUAA